Messenger RNA from Phytophthora sojae, 669 nucleotides. RefSeq lists its product as hypothetical. The record is from RefSeq and is a predicted model, not a curated record. The annotation marks the transcript as partial. The transcript is spliced from 2 exons. NCBI's taxonomy places the organism in Eukaryota, Oomycota, Peronosporomycetes, Peronosporales, Peronosporaceae.
UUUCUCAGCUCAAACAGUUCACUAAGUGGAGUGAGUAGUCGAUGCCGCGAGACCAAAGAUGGCUCAACUCAGGCAAACCGAGUAAGAAGAUUACGAGGACCUCCGCCGUUGACUAUUGCGGAUAAGUUUCCCAUUUGGGUCGAUCUUGGUGGCUCUGGCAGCGGAGGUGAGAAGAAACACUUCAAGGAAAGGAAACAGUUCCUUCGAGUCGCUCGAUUUGGGGGUUUCGAUACGACGGAUAACAGCGUCAACAAUGGUUCGGCAGAAGAAUUCCUGCCCAUUUCACCCUCGGUUUCGGUCGUGGUGACACCACGAAAGCUAAGCUCAGAAGAUGGCAGUGAGGAGAACCAGUCUGACGGCCGGCACUCGCCAACUCUUUCUAGUGUGCAAGCUGAAGAAGAUCGUGCCACACAGCAGACAAACGAAGCGGUCAAAGCGAGGUAUCGGGCCAGCUACCGACAGCACUACCCUUCUCGCGGACGUUCGAGCAGGACAACUGAUGAUCAGGACUCUGCGAGUGGGAUCGAUACCUUGAUCGGCUUGCGAGAUAAUAUGCAGCGAAUGACGCAGCGCCUCCGAGUCCUGGAGACGUGUGCAAGUUCGAUUGAUGAGGAGUUCAAGGACUCCCAAAAGAAAACUCUUGGAGACCAUCGAGCAGCUUACAAUUAG